Cajanus cajan (pigeon pea) is the source of this 937-nucleotide messenger RNA. The record is from RefSeq and is a predicted model, not a curated record. NCBI's taxonomy places the organism in Eukaryota, Viridiplantae, Streptophyta, Magnoliopsida, Fabales, Fabaceae.
UGGAUGUUUGUAUCGCAAUUUAUGCACCUCUACUGAUUACAAAACGCCAAGUUGUGGUGGGUUUACACUUUUAUUGCAGUUAUGGGCAUGGGAACGAUUCCCAACCAUUCUGUCUUCUCCAUUCCCACCUAUUCCUCCCGCCAGUCCUAUUGGUUUAAGGUGGUCGAACACAGCCACUAAAAUAAGCAUGAGCGAUGAUAUUAAAUUUUAUCGCAAAUUCUUUGAUCGUUUGUCCAGAAAAUCAAUUAUUUGGCAACCAUAUCCGCCUUUGGAUCAGAUGCCCGAGGACUGUACACAGGGGAUACGUAUUUGGGGUUCUGUAAUCCCCUUACUUUCUCUGUGUAUUUGUGAGUGGCAUCAGCCAGAUAGGGUGAUGCGGCAAUUUGGACUCCAGCAACCAAUUCCAAAUGCUCCGAUCACUCCUGCUCAUGUGCAUGCGUUGACCCUGUGGGGAAAGACGGAUGAUGAUUGGACUACAAUAUUAAGUCCAACACUUGAGCACUGGGCCAAUCGAUAUGCAUACCACUUUCCAGCUACUUCUCCACAGGUUGGACUAUUAGGUCCAAAUUCUGAAUACAUGAGGUGGUAUCACAGAAAGGGGAAGUUGUACAUUGAUGCUGAUGAAGUUCAAGACUCGAUUGUGGGAGACGUAACUGAAUGCUUGGCCUACUUGACAUCUCCUCAUGGCAGGGAAGAGUUUUCUUUGGAAGCAGUCACAGAGCAGACUAAUCGAUUAUUAUCGAUAUCUGAUGACUAUAGUGCUAGAUUCGUUGAGCCAGCUGAGGAGGCACCUGUUCCCCCUGAUUCAUAUGACGCGGGGAUUUUCAAUGUUCCUCCACAGUCAAGGGAGGCUGCUGGGUUACCUAGACGAAGAACAACAGUUGAGGCGAGGGAUCAGAUGUACCCUACAGUGCCAGACAGAGCAGCAGGGAUUUGA